AUGGCAUUUGGAAUAAUUAGGAAGCAUGUUGACGAUCUGCGGAACGAUCUGGCAUGUUUAUGGCGAGAUAUGAGUGUUACUGCGUUUCUAUUACAGAUUAUUGUAGUUGUCAUGGAUACAGUAGUCCAAUUUGACGUUAAUGCAUGUGUAAUAUGUCGAGACUCCGAAGGUACUGACAUUAAAUUGGCUGAAGUGAAGACGGAGGGUAGAUCAAAUUUGAUAGAUUACAGCUGUAAACGCAAAGAUGUUGAUUUAUUCAAUUACUUGUCAAGUAAUCAACCUGUCAUUAAGCUGUUGAUGUUAAAAAUCCGAAAAAAAAAGGAUAUAAUUUGUCAGGCCAAAACUGAUACCAUACAUUCAACAAUUCAGAGAGUAUGCAGGGAAAGACAAGAUAAAUGGGCAUUUGAAGUGAGUGGCCGGAUUGAGACGAGUGGUGACUUGCAUGCAGCAGAUGCAGUUUAUCACAAGAACUGUUAUAGAAAAUUUGUGACACCACCUCAAAAAGUUAAACCUGUCGGUCGCCCUCCACACGAAAAUGCAGCUGAAAUAUUCAAUAUGAUUUGUAAUAAUUUUGAAAAUUCAGAUUCCGAACUCCUAACAGUCGAUAAUCUCAUUGAAGAGAUGACACUUUUGUGUGAUGAUCCAUCUGAUGUUUAUUCAUCGCGUUAUAUGAAAAGCAAACUAUAUGAAAGAUAUGGGGACGACCUAUUCAUUGCUGAUUUCAGUAACCGCAAAAAUGUCAUUCGUGUGGCCGCAUGCAAAAAUUGUUAUGGAGAACAAUGUGACAACAGCGAACAAUUAACAACUUCUCAAGCAUAUGACACUGAUUUUCUGGAAGAUAUUGAUGUAGGCGUAUAUGAUGAAGAGAACACAACACUUGGAUAUGAUGAAAAUACAAUUUAUUUCGAUGAUGUAACAUGGUUGAAUGAAGAAAUCGUUGAAACUGGAGUAUAUUUUGAUAUGUAA
Helobdella robusta is the source of this 966-nucleotide messenger RNA. RefSeq lists its product as hypothetical. The record is from RefSeq and is a predicted model, not a curated record. Bases 1 to 966 code for a protein of 321 amino acids. The transcript is spliced from 3 exons. NCBI's taxonomy places the organism in Eukaryota, Metazoa, Annelida, Clitellata, Rhynchobdellida, Glossiphoniidae.